AUGGGUUCUCUCAAUUUACCACCAUUCAAAAUCAACGAAGUCGAUCUCGCAAAAUCACUUCACGAGAGCUGUCAAUUCGGCGCUGCGCACCGCUAUGGAAAGGCUUCUACAGAAACCGGCAUGGCUCGGCUCAGCCUCGACGACUCCGACAAGCAAGUACGAGAUUGGUUCAUCACCUACGCCAAGUCGCUGGGCUUAAAGACUUCAAUUGAUCAAAUGGGGAAUUUGUUUGCGAUUCGGCCGGGCAAGAACAAUGAUCUACCUCCAGUCAUGAUGGGCUCGCAUUUGGACACGCAACCUACUGGCGGACGAUAUGAUGGCAUUCUUGGUGUUAUUUCGGGUCUUGAGGUUUUGAGAAAGUUGAAUGAUCAUGGCUAUGAGACUGCGGGGCCAAUUGGAGUGGUGAACUGGACCAAUGAAGAGGGCGCCCGCUUUCCCAAGAUGGCAGUCUCAUCAGGCGUAUGGGCCGAUGUCAUCCCCCUCGAAACCGCCUGGGACCUUCGGGAAGUUCUGGCAUCCAAUCCCAAAUCGAUGAAGGAGGAGCUCGACAGGAUAGGCUACUGCGGCGACCAGCCCGCCUCGUACCGAUCAAAUCCUUUCGCGGCCCAUUUUGAGCUUCACAUCGAGCAAGGACCGAUUCUGGAGGACGAGGGUCUCAAGAUUGGUGUUGUACACGGCGUCCAAGCGUUCAAAUGGUUCAACAUCACCGUCAAGGGCCGAGACAGCCACGCAGGCACAACACCAUUAUACGCUCGAAAAGACCCUGUUCUAUGCGCCAGCAAAAUGCUCGUCGCCACCAAUACAGUCGCCAAAAAAUACGACGGUCUCGCAACAACCGGUAUUUUCACAACCGACCCUGGAACCGUCAACACAAUGGCGCAUACCGUCAAAUUCACCCUCGACCUUCGUCACGUCAAGGAUGAAGUCCUAGCCGAGAUGGUAAAGGAAUGCGAAGCAGAAUUCCAACGCGUCUCUCAUGACGAUAGCGAAAAGGGCUGUGAAGUCGACUGGGAGCUUCUUGUAGACAGCCCCGCUGUCAAGUUCAGCCAAGAGUGUAUUUCGGUCGUGGAGCAGAGUGCUGCGGAUGUUUGCUCGACGUUGCCGCAGAAUGCGGAGGGUAAGCUUUGGAGACCUAUGAUCAGUGGAGCGGGGCAUGAUAGCUGCUACACGAAUCGGGUUUGUCCUACGAGUAUGAUCUUUACGCCGACGAGAUCGGGAAUUAGCCAUAACCCAACGGAGUAUUGCUCGCCUGAAGAUUGUGCACUUGGCGCGAGUGUUCUUCUCGGAGCGGUUUUGCGAUAUGACAAGCUUCGUGCGACGAGAGUUGAAUAAUUCAAAUAGCUGUUAUUAUAAUUUCGAUGUCUGUGGUGUAAUACAUCAGGUGUAUAGAGAAAUAGCAAAUUUUUGUUUGAUUGGACUCAAGAACAAGUCAUGAUAAGAAUAUUGAG
Molecule: messenger RNA, 1448 nt
Organism: Fusarium odoratissimum NRRL 54006
Lineage: Eukaryota; Fungi; Ascomycota; Sordariomycetes; Hypocreales; Nectriaceae
Exons: 5
Coding region: 1-1332 (443 amino acids)
Molecular function (GO): hydrolase activity, acting on carbon-nitrogen (but not peptide) bonds, in linear amidines
Source: RefSeq, a predicted model, not a curated record